AUGGGUGAGAUAGACGAAAUCUUCUCUGGGAAAACCAAGGCCAAGGGAAAGUUAAAAGAGGCCGAGCCCAGCUCAACACCGAAAGAUAAAGUUAUCUCUAAAAAGAAGAAGAGCAAAAAACCUACCAAGUCUGGAUCCCUAGCCAAGGAUUCGGUUGGUCAUGAUGAGCCUGUCGAAAUUCCGACUGCCAGUACGGCUGCAAAACGAAAAGUCCCCGAGACCGUAGUGGACCCAUCUACAGAGGUGGAGUCGAAGAGUAAGAAAUUGAAACCCUCCAAGCAGGGAAAGAAGAGCGCUGUGGUGGAUAGCGACGAUGAACGGUUCAGGGAUUCGAGAGGGACAGGCCCAAGGCGAAAAACCGAGGAAGGCUUUUUAUCUACAAAGAGGACGAACUUGGAAUCAACGAUGAGGGAGGAGAUACGCCCCUUUGUCCUUUUGACUGUGACUGCUGUUUUUGAAUGGGCUGGAAUCUUGUGUGUGCAAGUUAACUUUUGUGCUCUUCCACUUUGCCAUACCACGAGCACAACGUAUGGUGUUUUGUAG
Molecule: messenger RNA, 543 nt
Organism: Rhizoctonia solani
Lineage: Eukaryota; Fungi; Basidiomycota; Agaricomycetes; Cantharellales; Ceratobasidiaceae
Exons: 4
Coding region: 1-543 (180 amino acids)
Source: RefSeq, a predicted model, not a curated record